AAAGAAAAAAAAAACGAGCAUCAAACUGAAUCAGCAUGUAACGUUCAAAUAAAAGCAGCAACUCUAGACCAGAUAUCUGCUGACGUGGUCUGCUAAAGUCUCUAAAAUCCCCCUUAGUGUCAUUAAAAUGUGUCGAUAGAGUGGAUGGAGCUGGCAGGUGGAGUUUGCAGAGGGACAUUACCGGCUGAUAGUGGACUUCUCUACAGUAGGGUUAUAGGCUAUGAUUGUGGGUAAUGGAGGAUAGUCAGUGUGGGGACUUGGACUACCUGAUCCAGGAUGAGGACACCAUCAUUGAGGGAGUCAGCAACCAGGUCUUAUUUGUUGUUGUCCUCAGUUUCACCUUCCUGGCCGGCCUCCUCACUCUUCUCUGCAGACAGGAGGAGCAGAAUAUUCACCCUGAGAAUCAGGAGCACGUUCGAGCUGUCCGACAGCAGCUCCAAACUGAACAGGAUGAAAACCCACAGGCAGAAGCCAGGCAGCAGUACUACACAGACAUGUCUUGCCCCGUGUGUUUACAACAGGCUGUUCUUCCUGUAGAAACAAACUGUGGUCACCUUUUCUGCGGCUCCUGCAUUAUCGCUUACUGGAGGUAUGGUACCUGGCUGGGAGCAAUUAACUGCCCAAUCUGCAGGCAAAUGGUAACACUGCUCUUCCCGCUAUUUCAUGAGCAUGCCAAUCCUCAGAGGGUUCAGGAGGGUGAGGCAGAACCUCAGCUUAUAUUAAGAGACAUCUCUGAUUACAACCGGAGGUUUUCUGGCCAGCCAAGAUCGUUCAUGGACAGGCUGCGCGAUGUGCCCACCCUACUGCGUCACGCCUUCAGGGAGAUGUUUACUGUGGGCGGCCUCUUCUGGAUGUUUCGUAUUCGAAUUCUUCUUUGCCUGGUCGGUGCCAUCACAUACCUGGUCUCGCCGCUCGACAUCCUCCCUGAAGCGCUUUUCGGCCUUUUGGGUUUCAUGGACGAUUUCUUCGUCAUCCUCCUCCUCUUCGUGUACAUCUCAAUCAUGUACAGAGAGGUGGUGACGCAGAGACUCAACGGCUAGGCAAUCACUAAUAAAAAAGGCCUUGAGAAGAGUCAAGUUAUCAUUUGUGGAUAUGUAAAAAAUUGAUAAAAUAAAUUAUCUCUUUUUUUCCCCCUCUGAUGGCUUUGACUUUGAAGCAAGGUCAUCACUGGAGAAGGGUUAGGAAAAUAUUUCUGAAUGUUGACAUUGGAAAUUUUAAAGUUAUUCUGAAGUUCACAAGUUGAGUGUGAGUGGAGAUCAACAACAAUGGAGCACAAGGGAACAUCUGUAAUAUAAACCCAAUAUUGCUGUGAGCCAGAAAACCUUUCUGGUCUGUUUACUUAAACAUCCAUAAGGAAGCCUGCUACCAGCCAUAUGUGCAUCAACAUUAUAGAGACAUUUCCUUAAUGUAAUAAUGUUUUUAAAGUUCUGUGUUGAUGGCAAUGACUUGAUUAAAUAAAUUUAAAGAUGACUGCAUCUGGAGUGAAACUGCAGGACAAAUGUUUUUUGUUUUUUUUAUAUGAAUUAUUUAACUGCGGCUGUUUACUUAGUGUUGAAUGCACCUAAAUAAUCUCUAACUAUGCACAUGCAUGAUUACCUGAAAAACCCAGCUUGAUGGACCUGAGAGGGGAAAUUACUGAAUUAAGUUCCCUGCAAAUGUUAAACAAUCAUAUAGCAUUUAACCUGAGGUCCCGUGGUUGUCCACAUAAACGGAUUCAGAUGAUGCACAAGACAUCCUGUAAUAGGUCUCUCUGCAAGGUGGAUUCCUAUUUGACAAAAACAGAAUUUAUUUCAGUGCUUUAACGAGAAGCCAAACUAAACUGUAAUCAGGGAUCAUUUUGAAUGUAAAUUAUUCUUCUCAUAAAGAAUGUUGUGGAGCCUUUUUAAAGUUGACAUUAAUAUUGCAAAGGUAGUUUGAAGUUUUAUUCAUACAUUGGUGUUCCAUGAUAAUCUCGGUUUUAAAAACAAACCAAGCUUUAGUUUUCUUCAAAUAAUCAUUAUGUAAUGUGUGAUAAAUUAUUAUUAUUUUUAGAUAGUAUAUCUGGAAGGUGAUACAUUUUUUCAGGAUGUGAAAAAAAAGAUUGAGAAAUAUGUGAGACUGUGAAGAUUUGGCUGAUAGAGCAAGUACGCAAUUCCUAUUUGUUGUUUUUAAACUUGUGAAUCUUUAAAUGAACCAAAUGCCAUGGCAAGUGUUGACCAGUCUUACCACAGGGGUAUCAGUUCAAAAAGACAAAUAACUACUUAACUGACUGGUACCAAAAAUGAGCCGAAUAAAUGUAAAAACUAGAACAAUAUGUAUAAGUAUUGUUCAAAGUAUACAAUUUCAAAUGGUGUAUGUGCUAUAAUAAACAUAUUGAUGUUAAUAUUUCUUCUCAGAAAAGAUAACUUAAAAAAAUAUAUAAUUGAUUUUCUGAUUUAUUUUAUUUAUGCAACACAUUGUAUACUUUGAGGUGCUUUACUUGUUUAU
Cololabis saira (Pacific saury) is the source of this 2466-nucleotide messenger RNA. RefSeq names its product ring finger protein 170 (gene rnf170). Gene Ontology annotation, molecular function: ubiquitin protein ligase activity. NCBI's taxonomy places the organism in Eukaryota, Metazoa, Chordata, Actinopteri, Beloniformes, Belonidae. The record is from RefSeq and is a predicted model, not a curated record. Bases 234 to 1040 code for a protein of 268 amino acids. The transcript is spliced from 7 exons.